AUGGACGUGGUGGAUAUCCUUGAAUUCAAAGUCACCGUCCCAAGUUCCCUGGUGGUCACUCUUGGUCAGCCCGUGGUCUUGCCCUGCAGUUUCUCCGUGGGGAAUGUCUGGCAGCCUGAAAGCAUUGUGAUUACUUGGCGGCGUGGGCUUGAAGUUGUUCACAGUUUUUACCUCAAUCGGGACCAGCUGAAGCACCAGAACCCACACUAUGUGAAGCGCACCUCCCUGUACCAGUCAGAGAUGCAGAAGGGCAACGCAUCUCUCCGAUUGGAAAACGUCACCAUAGAAGAUAGGGGGGAGUACAUCUGUUACGUGAGCUCGCAACGGGGCGGAGGGAGGAAGAUCUUCCCUCUAAAAGUGGCAGCACUCUAUUCAGAGCCAGUGCUGCAGUUCUCAGUGCAGCCCGGAAGUGUGACGGUUCUUCUAACCUCAGGAGGAGGAUUCCCAGCUCCCACCUUGAGCUGGCUACAAGGCCAUGAAGACCUCACCAACAGCACAGAGACCCGUCUAACACGGGACACACUCUCAGGGCUUUAUAACGUGUCCAGCACCUUGACUCUCAAAGACAACUCCAAUGCCACCCUCAGUUUUAUACUGAAGAAUGAGGACCUGAUACAGGAGAUCAGGAGGAACAUAAGCCUGCUGUUUGGUAGGUAG
Messenger RNA from Clupea harengus (Atlantic herring), 657 nucleotides. RefSeq names its product CD276 antigen-like. NCBI's taxonomy places the organism in Eukaryota, Metazoa, Chordata, Actinopteri, Clupeiformes, Clupeidae. The transcript has 3 exons. The record is from RefSeq and is a predicted model, not a curated record. Bases 1 to 657 code for a protein of 218 amino acids.